AUGGCUAUCCUACACAGAGCCUUGUUUACAUGGUUUAUCUUUUUAGUAUUUUUAAUUCUUCUAUGCCUAAGAUUAGAAUCUAGAACGCACUGGAAUUGGUUUAUAGUAUUUAUACCCAUGUGGGUGUAUGAUAGUAUAUUACUGAUAUAUGUAUUAUUUCAUAUGGUGUCACACUGUCGAAAUGGAAUUGAGAGGUUCAGAAGUACUAUCAACAAAAAUGUGUGGUAUAUAGCAGCCAUAGGACUUAAGAUGGCUGCUCAAAUAAUAAUUUGUAUAAAAUUAGAGUUUACUAGUGGUUACCUACCGAUAUAUGUUGUAAUGACCCCUAUAUGGAUGUUGCUACCAGUUCUCUGUGUAGAAGUGUUUAUGCAUCUAAUUAAACAUUCAAGUAGGAGUAGUAGGUACUAA
This is a messenger RNA of Danaus plexippus (monarch butterfly), 408 nucleotides long. Its product is annotated as transmembrane protein 60. Lineage: Eukaryota; Metazoa; Arthropoda; Insecta; Lepidoptera; Nymphalidae. The transcript has a single exon. The coding region runs from base 1 to 408 and encodes 135 amino acids. The record is from RefSeq and is a predicted model, not a curated record.